Echinops telfairi (small Madagascar hedgehog) is the source of this 4694-nucleotide messenger RNA. It is a transcript of the gene LYSMD3, whose product is annotated as LysM domain containing 3. The transcript is spliced from 3 exons. Gene Ontology annotation, biological process: Golgi organization. Gene Ontology annotation, cellular component: Golgi apparatus. NCBI's taxonomy places the organism in Eukaryota, Metazoa, Chordata, Mammalia, Afrosoricida, Tenrecidae. Bases 94 to 1017 code for a protein of 307 amino acids. The record is from RefSeq and is a predicted model, not a curated record.
CUCGCUGGGCAUCCUCUGGUGACGGCCCGAGUGGGGCCCUCCGGCCCGGUGGGCGGAAGAGGCGCGGAGCCCUGGUCCGCAGAGUUUGACAUUAUGGCAGGAAGACACCAGAAUCGCAGCUUUCCUCUUCCAGGGGCUCAGGCAAGUGGCCAGUUACUUGCUUAUGGAAAUUGUUCAGAGACUGACAUGUUGGAGGAGGAUGCUGAAGUGUAUGAGCUUCGAUCCAGAGGAAAAGAAAAAGUCCGAAGAAGUACAUCGAGAGAUAGACUUGAUGACAUUAUAGUACUAACAAAAGAUAUACAGGAAGGAGAUACUUUAAAUGCGAUAGCCCUUCAAUAUUGUUGUACGGUAGCAGAUAUCAAGAGGGUUAAUAAUCUCAUCAGCGAUCAAGACUUUUUUGCCCUUAGGUCUGUCAAAAUUCCAGUAAAGAAAUUUAGCUUAUUGACUGAAACACUUCAUCCUCCAAAAGGAAGACUGGCUUCUCGUCCUUCGUCCGUGCCACGUGAUGCAGGACAACAGGAAACUGUGCCGGCUAGUGAGUCUCUUUCCUCCAGCGAGUCAGCUGGUAGCUUUUUACAAGAAGUGGACCGAGACAUAGAACAAAUAGUAAAAUGUACAGACACCAAGAGAGAGAACCUUAACGAAGUGGUAUCAGCCUUAACAGCACAGCAAAUACGUUUUGAACCUGAGAACAGAAACACUCAACGGAAGGACCCCUAUUAUGGAGCUGACUGGGGUAUAGGAUGGUGGACAGCCGUAGUGAUAAUGUUGAUAGUAGGUAUAAUAACCCCAGUAUUUUAUUUGCUGUAUUAUGAAAUUUUAGCUAAAGUGGAUGUUAGUCACCAUUCAACAGUGGACUCUUCACAUUUGCAUUCAGGAAUCACACCUACAACACAACAGGGAGAAAUGGCCGAUGGAAUUGCUCCAACGAAAGGAACAAUGCACUUUGGCCAGCAAGACGGCCACAGAGUCUACAGUCACCAUGCUCAGGCACCUGCUACUCAACACGAAACAUAGCCAUUAGUUCAUAAUCGCCUUUACUGAUCACGUGUGCUUAUGUAAUGUGGCAAACCAUUUAUAUCCUUAAUAACCACUGAAAUGGCGGUAUUUAGGAGAUUGAAGAUGCCUUAUUUUUGUUUUUCACCCUUUUUUGAGCCAUUACAAGGGAAGUAUGUGUAAAAUCAUAAACUUACUAGUUCAUGUUACAAGCAAAUAGUGUGUUUUUGAUACAGCGCUGCUUAAAGUGGGGAGUGAAUUUAAAUACAUGUUAGGCAAUUCUGAAGUUGCAAAAUUAUCAUUUUUUAAUACAAGGUUUGUUAUGCCUAUAUUUUACUUAAUAAGUAAUUGUUUUUGUAAAGUGGUUUUUAAGUUUAUUAAGCAGUAUGAAUGAUAACACCAGAUGUGUGCAACUGGAGAAAAUUUAUUACUAUGAACCAUCAAAAUAUUUAGUUUUUAAAAAGUUGAUUGAUUCUAAAAUUACAUAGGAUACCAGAUAUUUAAUACUCCAAUUUUGAAACUUAAAAAACACACAUUUAGCAUCUAUGAUAUAAAAACAUGUGGAAACAUAAGAAAUCAGUGUGUGAUUUAUUAUAAUUCUGCUUCUUACCUAUUUCAUAUAGUAAGAAAUAGAUUGAAUACCAAAUCCCCCAAGUAAUCGGUCCUGGGUGGGAAGCUUCUAUUUGGUCUCUAGAACACUGGAAUAUGUUCAGACCUACGAGGGAUGCUCUGCCCUUUCAAGAAUGCUUUCUCUGGACAGACUCUUUAAACUCUGCUCUGGCUUGUUUUAAAAAUGAUUAUAUUUGCCUUCAAUAUCUGAAAGUACUUUUGCAAUUCUUUGCUAGAAAAUGUUAGAAAUGAACAAAUUAGCAUUACUUAGGAAAUAAUUCCUUACAGACUGUGAUAAAUCAUUCCUGUUACAUGUAGGAAUGUGCCUUGAUUACAUUUAAUGCCUUAAAUUUUUAUUUUCUGGAAAUCAAUAUAAUUUCUAGAAUUAAAAUUGAGCACUACUUCAAACAGUCCUUUCAGAUUGAAUACGUAUGAAACUAUCUCCGCCUUCAAUUGAGCUUUACAAUGAAGUCAAAAGAUCUUUAUUACCUGCCUUUGAGGUCUGGCUCAUUGAGCAAAAACAUGCCUUUUACAUUAGCAAUAGCAGACAGAGUACUGAUUCCUUAACCCCUCUGCUUUUCCAAGAGAAACAUGAAUUAGACUUUGAUCCUGAACUCUGGCAUCAAAUUAGGGGAUGGAGACCAAGUGUGUGGACUAGCAGAGCCAUUGAUAGUGCUUUCAGACCUGCUGUGGAACUGCCUUUCUGACUGAAUAAGCGUCAUUUCCAUGUUGGUUCUGUCAUUUAACUUUUUAAAGUAUGUGCUUUUAAAAUGUAACUACAGUGACACAUUGGAAGUGAGUUAAGUGGAGUCUGGAAUUGGUUUCAUUUAAAAAUAAAACAUGUACUUUAGAUAUAUAAUUCCACCUCCUUUUCUGGGCAUUAUUUCCUACUCUAAUGUUUCUACAUUGAGAUCAGCCAUUUUCUAUCUCAAACUUCAGUCUUGAUACAGACUGGGGUCGACAUACAAGUCAAAAAGUUCAUGGAAAAAACUCCAUCAUCUUUUAAUUCCAUUUUUCCAUGAAGUUCAUUAAGCCCCCUCAUAUUUGUAUAAAUUGAGCUUUACAUGCAUUAAAAGACAAAACAAAGCAAACAUUAAAGCCCUUGCGAAUUUAAGAGGACCUUAGACAAGUACCAGAAAGUGUGAAUAGGGAAAUUGUAGCAAAUUUUUUUGCGUAAAUAUUUUAGUUUAAAAUUAUUUGUUUGAAUGUGCCUUGGGCAUCUUAAGAAGUAUGAUCAUUUUAACCUAUACUCAGUGUUAUCUUGCUCAGUUUACAAUGUAUUUAUUAAAUACGCCUGCUGAUAACUUAUGUUUUAGGGAGAAAAUACAGAUGAUUUUAGGAUAGAAUGGACCGGUGGCCUGUCAACAUUAUGUGGCUUCAAAGUGAUGAGAUGAUGGUGUGAAGUCAGUGAUUCCUUUACUAGUGGCACUUUGAAAUGAUGGUGGAAGGCCAAGGUUCCAAACUAAGUGGACUGUUUUUUAGAGGUAAAUGUGCACUCUGUACUUGAGUUUAAAAUCCUUUGUUCUCCAGAAUACCUUUUUGAAAGAAAAAUAGCAUUUCCUUAUGACACAAUCAGGCAGUUUUCUUACCUCUGUGUACUACAAUUAUGUACUGUUAGUUAAUUAAAUACAUAUAAUUUAUAUAAUUCUAUAUGUCAUUUGUAGAAUUAGAUUCUGGCCUUUAAGUGAUAUUUUUAAGAGAAAAUUUCUAGGCAUUUAAUAGCUUAUAUUACUCUAGCUUUUUAAAAUACAAAAAUAUUUAAUCCAAUUGAUAGCAAAUUAUUUUGUAUAACAAUAACCAGCACACAGGUGUUGUUUGAUAGGGUGGCUUUUAAUUGUGUUGAGACCCUUAUUUGAACUCAUUUUGAAGCUCUGUUUACAUAAAAUAGUAUACACAAACACACACAAUACCAAAUGUAAAAGUAACAGAACCAAAUGAUUACAUUGCGUUAAUUUAAAAACUUCAUGUUGCAAAUGAAGAAAAAUCUGAUUACUAUCAAAAUAGAUUCCCAAAUGGGUAAACAUAGUUAAGGGAUUUUUAAAAAUUAAUGGAUGUCCUUUGACUUUAAGUGUUUCCUACCUGACACUGAGAUCAUCACAGGAUUCGUGUCUUUAUUAAAGCAUGUGUUUCUUCAGUAGAUAUGUUAAGGAUUAGUAAGAAGACUGAAGGAGAGCUGUUUUUAAAAAAGCUUUUCUUUUCUGAACUCUUCUUGCUUGUUAAGUGGACUGAACAGUUUGUUAGGUGAACCACUAUUUAGUACUCAUUUUCUUUGACGGUACAUUUCAGAAAUAACCUAAUUGGAAAUAUGAAGGAUACAAUUAAGAGUUUUAGAAAUACCCAACAAAGGAUCCAAUCAAAAUGUUACAGGGUAAAGUUGAAAAAUGUUUAAAGUCUGUAUUUAAAUGGUGCAUUAUAAUAGAAAUGAUUAUUUUGAAUUUCAACAGUGUUGCUCAGGAAAUCAGUAUUUUUUCUAAAAGUAUGUGCAUAUUGCACAAUUAGAUCAUAGGAAUAUCUGAAUACUUUAUUUAAUUAUCUUUAUGUAUGUAAACACUAUAAACUCUUGUAUAUGUAUUUUAUGCAAAUAUAUUGUAGAACAUUAUGUUAGCACGUACAUCUGUAAAAGUGGUUUUUGAAACUUUUCCCCCUAUUUUUCAUACUUUAAAUGAUUUGCAAAAUGUAAUAAAGUUUCUAUUUUAUUAUUCAGUCUAAACUGGUAGCUGCUGAGUUUAAUUGAAUAACAUCGAAGUAUAUCCUCACAGGAUGUGAUGUAGAGGAACUACACACAAUAGAUGAAAUUGCUGUUUACCAAUUCAGAUGUCACUGUUCCAGUGACACGGUCCACUGAGUUCUCUGAAGGAGAUGAAAUGAAUUGUAGACAGAUGUCCGUUGGCAUCUUCCUCAUGGAAGGAGACAGUGAAGUAUGAUUCAUGGCUUGAGUGUAAGACGCUUGCAUCACAGUCAUGUACUAUUUAUAUGAAAAAUGUAUAUGAAGACAAAAUGCUUCAACUUUCAGAAUGUUAAGUUUAAUAGUAACAAAAAGGAGACAGCCAUUGGAGAUUUUGUCUAAUAAAGGACUUUGUGAUAAAAUU